AUCCCGGGGCGGCCGAGGGCCGCGACUCGGAUCCGCGCGGCGACAUGGACCGGAUGGCCAGUUCCAUGAAGCAGGUGCCCAACCCCCUGCCCAAGGUGCUGAGUCGGCGCGGGGCGGGCGCGGGGAUGGAGGCGGCCGAGCGGGAGAGCUUCGAGCGGACUCAGACUGUCAGCAUCAAUAAGGCCAUUAAUACGCAGGAAGUGGCUGUAAAGGAAAAACACGCCAGAACGUGCAUCCUGGGCACCCACCAUGAGAAAGGGGCGCAGACCUUUUGGUCUGUUGUCAACCGGCUGCCCCUCUCUAGCAACGCUGUACUCUGCUGGAAGUUCUGCCACGUGUUCCACAAACUCCUCCGAGAUGGACACCCAAAUGUCCUGAAGGACUCUCUGAGAUACAAAAACGAACUGAGUGACAUGAGCAGGAUGUGGGGCCACCUGAGUGAAGGAUAUGGACAGCUUUGUAGCAUCUACCUCAAACUGCUGAGAACAAAGAUGGAGUACCACACCAAAAAUCCCAGGUUCCCAGGCAACCUUCAGAUGAGUGACCGGCAGCUGGAUGAGGCUGGAGAGAGUGAUGUUAACAACUUUUUCCAGCUAACAGUGGAGAUGUUCGACUACCUGGAGUGCGAACUUAACCUCUUCCAAACUGUGUUCAACUCCCUGGACAUGUCCCGCUCCGUGUCAGUGACGACAGCUGGGCAGUGCCGCCUCGCCCCGCUGAUCCAGGUCAUAUUGGACUGCAGCCACCUCUAUGAUUACACCGUCAAGCUGCUCUUCAAACUCCACUCCUGCCUCCCAGCUGACACCCUGCAAGGCCACCGGGACCGCUUCCUGGAGCAGUUCACAAAGCUGAAAGAUCUGUUCUACCGCUCCAGCAACCUACAGUACUUCAAGCGACUCAUUCAGAUCCCUCAGCUGCCUGAGAACCCACCCAACUUCCUACGAGCCUCUGCCCUGUCAGAACACAUCAGCCCUGUGGUGGUGAUCCCAGCCGAGGCCUCAUCCCCUGACAACGAGCCAGUCUUAGAGAAGGAUGACCUCAUGGACAUGGAUGCCUCCCAGCAGAAUUUAUUUGACAACAAGUUUGAUGACAUCUUUGGCAGCUCAUUCAGCAGUGAUCCCUUCAAUUUCAACAGUCAAAAUGGUGUGAACAAGGAUGAGAAGGGUCACUUAAUUGAUCAGCUGUACAGAGAAGUCAGCGGGCUGAAAGCCCAGCUGGAGAGCUUCAAGACUGAGAGCCAGCGGGCCGUGCUGCAGCUGAAGGGCCGCAUCAGCGAGCUGGAGGCCGAGCUGGCCGAGCAGCAGCACCUGCGGCAGCAGGCGGCCGACGACAGCGAGUUCCUCCGGGCGGAGCUGGACGAGCUCAAGAAGAAGCGAGAAGACACAGAGAAGGCUCAGCGGAGCCUGACAGAGAUCGAGAGGAAAGCCCAAGCCAACGAACAGCGGUACAGCAAACUAAAGGAAAAGUACAGUGAGCUGGUGCAGAACCACGCUGACCUGCUGCGGAAGAAUGCGGAGGUGACCAAACAGGUGUCUGUGGCCAGACAAGCCCAGGUGGAUCUGGAACGAGAGAAAAAAGAGCUAGAGGAUUCCUUCCAACGCCUGAGUGAGCAGGCCCAGCGAAAGACUCAAGAACAGACGGAAGUACUAGAGAACUUGAAGCAAGAACUUGCCACCAGCAAACAGGAACUCCAGAUUGUCCAGGGCAGCCUGGAGACCUCCGCCCAGUCACAAGACAAAUGGGCAACCCAGAUCGCCGAACUAGAGAAGGAGCGGGGUAGCUUGGUGAACACCAUGGCUUCUCGAGAGGAGGAAUUGUCUGCUCUUCAGAAACAGCUGGAAGACGCCCAGCUCAGACUGUCCAGCGCACAGGAAUCUAUGGGUCAGCUUGCAAAGAACCAACGAAAAAUGCUUCUGGUGGAGUCGAGGAAGGCUGCAGAGCAGAUGGUACAAGAGGCCCUGAGGCAGCUUGAGGAGCCCGCUCUCAUCAGCUGCACCGGACCUGCAGAUCACCUUCUCUCCACCGUCAAGUCUGUUUCCAGCUGCAUUGAGCAACUGGAUAAAAGCUGCAGCCAGUAUCUGGCCUGCCCCGAAGACAUCGGUGGGCUUCUGCACUCGGUAACCCUUCUUGCCCACUUGACCAGUGACACCAUUGCUCACGGGAGCACCACCUGCCUUAGAGCUCCGCCAGAGCCUGCAGACUCACUGACUGAGGCCUGUAAGCAGUAUGGCAGGGAAACCCUCGUCUAUCUGGCUUCCCUGGGGGAAGAAGGAACCCUUGAGAAGGCCGACAGCACAGCCAUGAGGAGCUGCCUCAGCAAGAUUGCUGCCAUUGGCGAGGAGCUUCUGCCCAGAGGCCUGGAUAUCAAACAGGAGGAGCUGGGGGACCUGGUGGACAAAGAGAUGGCUGCCACUUCAGCUGCCAUUGAAACCGCUACGGCCAGAAUAGAGGAGAUGCUCAGCAAGUCCCGAGCAGGGGACACAGGAGUCAAAUUGGAGGUGAACGAAAGGAUUCUUGGUUCCUGUACCAGCCUAAUGCAAGCUAUUCAGGUCCUGAUUGUGGCCUCGAAGGACCUCCAGAGAGAGAUAGUGGAGAGUGGCCGGGGUACAGCAUCCCCUAAGGAGUUUUAUGCCAAGAAUUCUCGAUGGACAGAAGGACUCAUUUCAGCCUCUAAAGCUGUGGGCUGGGGAGCCACUGUCAUGGUGGAUGCAGCCGAUCUGGUGGUACAAGGCAGAGGGAAAUUCGAGGAGCUAAUGGUGUGUUCACAUGAAAUUGCUGCUAGCACAGCCCAGCUUGUGGCUGCAUCCAAGGUGAAAGCUGAUAAGGACAGCCCGAACCUGGCCCAGCUGCAGCAGGCCUCCCGGGGCGUGAACCAGGCCACCGCCGCAGUUGUGGCCUCAACCAUUUCUGGCAAAUCACAGAUUGAGGAGACAGACAACAUGGACUUCUCAAGCAUGACGCUGACCCAGAUCAAACGCCAAGAGAUGGAUUCCCAGGUUAGGGUGCUGGAGCUAGAAAAUGAACUGCAGAAGGAGCGCCAAAAACUGGGAGAGCUUCGAAAAAAGCACUAUGAGCUUGCUGGUGUUGCUGAGGGCUGGGAAGAAGGAACAGAAGCAUCUCCACCUACACUGCAAGAAGUGGUAACCGAAAAAGAUUAGAGCCACACCGACGCCCCACACAUCAGAGUGUAAAUCCUCGUUGCCCAUCUCUGUGUUUGUUAUUCCCCCAGCCACCAGCUAAACCCUGGGGGUCCCAGUGGCAGCCACACCAUUCUCAUUGUCCAGUGCCGAGGACCUGCAUGGCCUUGCAAAGACUCCCUCCACAGUGACACCUUUUGUGUUAGAACCCAUGAUCUGUGCUCUCUCACCACCUCCCUAGUGUCCAGGCUGGCCCAGGUCCAGAGAGGAGGGGGAGCAGGGCCACCCCACAGAGAGGACCUUCCUCCCAGUCCUGUUUUACCCCCAACAAUCAGUGUCUGCGUCAGACUGGCUUAUUGUUCUUGUGGAGAGCCCAGAGAGGGAAGAUCUUAUGCAUUUUCUUUUCUAUUUUCUUCUCAGUCUUUUCAGUUUCAUCAUUUGCACAAACUUGUGAGCGUCAGAGGGCUGGUGGAUUCCAAACCAGGACACUACCCUGAAUCUGUGCGCAGAGUCAGAAGAACAGGAGUGUUCUGGCUAAGAAUGUCAAGGCAGUUCUCCCCUACUUUUGGCAAUUCCAUGGAUUCCCACUGCUUCUUAUGGUGGUUGGUUGAGGUUUUU
Messenger RNA from Ceratotherium simum simum (southern white rhinoceros), 3755 nucleotides. The record is from RefSeq and is a predicted model, not a curated record. NCBI's taxonomy places the organism in Eukaryota, Metazoa, Chordata, Mammalia, Perissodactyla, Rhinocerotidae.